AGUGUAAAAUGAAAUUGUUUAUUAUAAGUUUGACUUUAUUUAUAUAUUUUGUAAAUGUCGUCGACUCUGCUUUAGACAAGCCAUGUUUAGCUCGCCGUAUCAGUGGACGCUCGGUGAUAUGCGUAUGCAAUUCUACUUACUGCGAUGACAUCACAAGAGAGGAACCAGUAAAUGGUACCUACGUAACUUACACAAGUUCCGAGGCUGGAUCUCGGUUUCAGAAGACCAUAGGAACAUUUCAAACUUUGGAUCAUACAUUAGAAUGUUGUACAACCACUUUUACAAUAAACCCAAAGAAAAAAUACCAAGCAGUUGAAGGGUUUGGAGGUGCCGUGACCGAUUCAGCAGCUAUCAACUGGAAGAGUUUGCCAGAAGUGAUGCAGAAAUACUUAAUCGACUCAUACUUCAGCGUUAAGGGUCUGGAGUACAACAUGCUACGAGUGCCAAUCGGUGGUUGUGACUUCUCAACUCACCCAUAUGCCUACAAUGAACAGCCUGAGAAUGACACGAAGCUGUCAAACUACUCACUGACCGAUGAAGACUAUAAUUACAAAAUACCAAUGAUCAAAGAAAUUAGCAAGGUGGCUACGUCCCCGGUGCAUAUAGUGGCUACGACGUGGUCGCCGCCUGUUUGGAUGAAGACUAAUCACAAAUUCUCGGGGAUCAGCCAGCUUAAACAGGAAUACUUCGAAACAUAUGCUUUGUAUCAUUACAAAUUUUUAGAAAAGUACGCGGAAGAAGGUAUAAACAUUUGGGCAAUCACUACGACUAACGAACCAAUUGAUGGUUACUUUGGAUUAGCUAGGUUUAACAUGCUCGGUUGGUCCGUAGAAAAAAUGGGCGAAUGGAUUGUAAACAAUUUGGGCCCAAUUAUACGAAAUUCCAUUUUUAAAAACGUUAAGAUCUUAUCCUGUGACGACCAGCGCUUUACUAUACCGUUUUGGUUUAAUGAGAUAUUGAAUAAGUAUCCCAAAGCGCUAGACUACAUAGACGGUGUUGGUGUGCAUUUCUACGCUGACAAAGUGGUGCCUGCUUCCGUUUUGUACGCAGUAUCGAAGACCCAUCCAGAUAAAAUGAUAUUAGCCACGGAAGCUUGUGAAGGUUCGUAUCCGUGGCAAACCGAAAAAGUGAAACUGGGUUCAUGGCCGAGGGCAGUCAGUUACAUCACAGACAUAUUAGAGCUUUUAGGAGUAUGGUACGUGAUUCAAAAGACUUCGACCGCGUCGCAUUGUAUCACAUACAAUUUCACUAAAACCGACGAGCCCGGCACUUAUGAAAUAGACCAGGUUUCGCAGCACUUCCUUUUAGGCUUGACUCCACUCGAGCACGACUACAGUUACAAAGGAGUCCUCACUGUACCCGAUCCUGCAGUGCCCGGUAGAAUGAAAGUGAGAUUUCCAUUAAGCGUAGCCGGUUCUGCGAGCUAUACAGUUUUGUCAACAGACUACACCACAUACGCCGCCAUAUUUACUUGUCAAAAACUUGCGUUUGCACACAGACGCUCGGCGACCAUACUUUCCCGCGAAAAGGAACUUGAUAAGAUGUAUGUAGACAAGAUGCGUACAAAGUUGGCGUCGUUCGGCGUCGAUCCCUACGACUUGUCGAUCAUCAUACAAAAUAAUUGCCCCAAACAUCCCAACGGCACAGAGGGUGUCAACAUCAAUAUAAAUCCCAACACUUUCUCUUCCCACAACAUUGGUGAGGCUGUGAGGAAGACCGGCGGUGUUAUUGCUGAUGGCGUAGAAUACGUAGUGGAAGCUGGAAAGAAAGUGUACCAUAAAGUGACUGAUAGCAAGGAAGACCUCACUGAGCCGCCUGCAUCGCACGCAAACCGCCUGUCUGCAAGACCGGAUGAUGACGCCGAAUGGUUGCCUUAGUUAUACUUGGAUGUUAUUUUAACUCAAUAAUACACUGACUGAACAUAAACAUUGGUGAUAAAAUAGGACAUUAUUUUUUAUAUUUUUUUAUUAACUGUUGUAACAAGGAGUUUUGCAUAAUCCAGUUUAAAAACUUUAUUUUUAUAAUUUGUCAUUAGAAAGGCAGGAAGAUUAAUAAAAUAAAGUUUUCACGCUAUUUGCAAAUUGUAAUUUUUUUAAUUGCUUACUUUAUGUAGGUACGUAACGCAUUUUUGUUGAAAUGUGCCAUUACUUGUGUUCAAAGUAAAGAUAU
Parnassius mnemosyne (clouded apollo) is the source of this 2169-nucleotide messenger RNA. Lineage: Eukaryota; Metazoa; Arthropoda; Insecta; Lepidoptera; Papilionidae. The record is from the annotation of a GenBank genome assembly.